AUGGCCGAGGAGAGCAGCAGCCGCAAGCGGAGGGCGGUCGCGCUGCUUCGCGAGGUCGAGUCGGUCGACCCCGAGCAGUAUGCGACGCUGAAGCAGCUCAAGGCCAUGGACGACCACGUCUCGGGCACCAUCCACCGCAACCUUCGGCGGCUCGAGGCGCUCGCGCAAGCACCGCCAAAGAUGACCAAGGCCACGCUCGUGGUGACAAUGACGUACUCGCACGACCCGAGCGCGAUCGUCGCCGACACUGCAAGCGACAAGAACGCGGGGCAAUGGACCUUUCGCGUGCAGGCGUCGAUCGAAGGUGGCUUACCGUGCUCCAAGACGUUCUCGCACUUCUUCCGCAAGGCCAUCGUCGAGCUGGACGAGCGCAUGUACCCGCAGCCCAACACGACGACCGAGUGGUCAUCGUUCCGCUCGGGUGACGAGUCGGACGGGUUUGAAGUGACGCGCCCGGGCAAAGCGGGCGUCUCCGAGCACACGCUGCGACUCCAGCUCGUGCGGCAGCUCUCCCCCGAACGCUUCAACCUCUCGCCCGACUUGUUAGCUGCGCUGGCGCCGCAUCUGGCGCACGCAUCGCCCGAGGCCCAGACGCGCCAGGACGUGCUCAAGGCGGCGUGGGACUAUAUCAAGAUGAAGGACCUCUUGCACAUCGACGACUGCCGCGUCAUCGUGAACGACGACGCGCUCGAGCGCGUGUUUGAGUGCAAAGAGAUGCCGUUCCAGUCGCUCGCGGCGCAGCUCCAAAAACAUUUGACGCCGACGCUGCCGUUCACGGCCGAGUACCAGCUGCCGUACCAAAUGUAA
Saprolegnia diclina VS20 is the source of this 807-nucleotide messenger RNA. RefSeq lists its product as hypothetical. The record is from RefSeq and is a predicted model, not a curated record. Gene Ontology annotation, biological process: regulation of transcription by RNA polymerase II. Bases 1 to 807 code for a protein of 268 amino acids. Lineage: Eukaryota; Oomycota; Saprolegniomycetes; Saprolegniales; Saprolegniaceae. The transcript is spliced from 5 exons. Gene Ontology annotation, cellular component: SWI/SNF complex; nucleus.